CGAAAUUCAAACUUGAUACCGAGGCUUCGGUAUUGACUGAGAAAUAACAAAAUCUACCAUAUACGAUACUCCUGAAGUUUGAAGUUUAAUACAAAUUUAAACAUUUUUCCCCCGGAAAGCCUCGAUAUCGUGCUGAAAUUCAAAURUCUCGAACUUGCAAGGCUUAUUGAGACUCCGGACCCGAAAUCAUCUGCUUGGCCCAUCAACCUAUAAGACAUUGACUACAAACGCUUGCCUGAAAAUGUAAUAUUUAUGAAUUUUACUCACUGAAACCUAAAUACAAUCCAACAAAGAUCUUCUCUAGCCAAGAAGACCAACUGAAAUUCCGAUCCAAAACCCCUUUGGACCAUAAAUAAUGACUAAAGACACACAAGACAGCGACUACAAAUGCACUGGAAAAAGAUGCUACGAAAAAAAAAAACAAACAACACAUUUCUCGUCUGUCGAGGCUUCUCGACAAAGGUUAACUUGAUGAGAUCAAGUUGCUGUCCGGAGCCUUAUCCAGACAUCACAUUCUACAUCCACAUUCGUCGGGACCCAGGCUUUUAUCUCUUUAACAUCAUUGUCCCAUGUAUGUUCCUUACCAUGCUAAGUGUCCUGACCUUCCUGCUUCCUCCAGAGUUCGGCGAGCGUAUCACCUUGGUAAUAGAAUCCUUCUUCGCCAUGGCGGUCAUCAUCUUGAAUGUCUCUGAUCAAAUCCCCGUCACUUCAGAUGCCACGCCUAUCCUCGUGCACAUGCUUCUGAUAUCCAUGUUUCAAAUAGGAGGAUGUCUUGUUGCAAAUGCCAUCGCCUUGAAUCUUUAUAAAAACUAUGAGGUUCCCGAGUGGGUGCGAGUGGUGAUCUUACAUUACCUUAGCAGAUGCCUGUUUAUGAAAUCAGCAGGAGAGAUUGAGUCUCCAGCCCCAGUGGAUAUGAGAAUGCUCGACGACGCCAACCAUCACCAAACGAAAUUAGCAGGAGCAAAACAUUACAACGGUCCCUUGGAUUCCAGAGCCAAGAUUACCACAAAUCUCGACGGUCUCGGCCUUAAACAAAUGUACGACCCAUUUGACACACCAGACAUGGCCAAGAUUGCAGAUGGGUUCCAGGAGUUAGCAAGGCACGCGGUCAGAGAGAAUGAAAGCGAUAAAGAUCGGGAGUUCAUGCACUUUACUUGUAUCGUCAUGGACAGGGUUUUUUUCAUAUUAUUCUUUUUCAUUUUAACCGGUUCGUUUUGGAAGAUUUUUGGUGAAGUUCCAGCUCAUUAUUUUUAAAUAUUGGGAAAGGAAACGUUGUUUUCGAAAAGAAAACGUUGUCUAGGGCUUUAAUUACACAUUCGUGUGUGCGGUUUUUUAACUUGGGUCCCGAGCCAUCUCAGACAUUUUUGGCAAUGAAUCAAGAAAACAUCGUCAAACAGCAUAAGUUUUCUUGUGUCAGUAAAAUGACUCGCGCGUGCGCAAUAUUUUUUUUCGAAAGGACCCUUAACUACUUAAAAUUAUCUGAAAUGUGCUAGGCUAACAUGUAAUGAAAAAUAAAGACAAAAAGGAAAAAAGGAAAAAAGGAAAAAAGAAA
Messenger RNA from Actinia tenebrosa (Australian red waratah sea anemone), 1552 nucleotides. Its product is annotated as acetylcholine receptor subunit alpha. The record is from RefSeq and is a predicted model, not a curated record. Gene Ontology annotation, cellular component: postsynaptic membrane. Gene Ontology annotation, biological process: monoatomic ion transmembrane transport. Gene Ontology annotation, molecular function: transmembrane signaling receptor activity; acetylcholine-gated monoatomic cation-selective channel activity. NCBI's taxonomy places the organism in Eukaryota, Metazoa, Cnidaria, Anthozoa, Actiniaria, Actiniidae.